CUCACAUAGGGUGACGACAGGCCAGGGGCCCCGCCACACACUGGGCGGGCAGGCUAGAGGCAGUUCUGCUGGUAUCCUCUUCCUGCCGCGGCCAGUCCAGGGUGCAGGCCAUGGAGCCCGCUGUGGGGAGAGGGUAGCCGCUGGGCAGGCACAUUUGGAGGCCCCGGGCCCCGGGGCCUGGGAGCGCAGGGCAUGGCGGGGCCCCUGCGGGGCCGGGUGGAGGAGCUGAAGCGGCCGUGGUGGCGGGAGAGCUCGGCCCUGGUGCUCCAGCACAGCGAGACGGCCCGGCUGGCGGCCGACGCCCUCCUGGAGCGGGGUGAGGCUGCCUACCUGCGGGUCAUCUCCGAGGAGCGGGAGCUGCCCUUCCUGAGCGCCCUGGACGUGGACUACAUGACCAGCCACGUGCACAGGGGCCCUGAGCUCGGCGAGGCCCAGCGACCGGAGGCGCCAGGGCCCGACCGCCUCAGCCUGCUCUCUGAAGUCACCUCGGGCACUUACUUCCCCCUGGCCUCUGACAUAGACCCCCCGGACCUGGACUUGGGCUGGCCCGAGGUGCCCCAGGCCACGGGCUUCAGCCCCACGCAGGCUGUGGUCCACUUCCAGCGGGACAAGGCCAAGAGCAUCAAGGACCUUCUGCGUUUCCUCUUCAGCCAGGCCCGCACGGUGGUGGCUGUGGUAAUGGAUAUAUUCACUGACAUGGAGCUUCUGUGUGACCUCAUGGAGGCCUCGGGCCGGCGUGGUGUCCCCGUCUACCUGCUCCUGGCCCAGGAGCACCUGAAACACUUCCUGGAGAUGUGCUACAAGAUGGACCUUAAUGGAGGGCACCUGCGGAACAUGCGUGUGCGGAGCACAUGUGGGGACACAUACUGCAGCAAGGCAGGCCACCGCUUCACGGGGCAGGCCCUGGAGAAGUUCGUCAUCAUUGACUGUGAGCAGGUGGUAGGAGGCAGCUACAGCUUCACCUGGCUUUGCAGCCAGGCCCACACAAGCAUGGUGCUGCAGCUGAGGGGCCGCAUCGUGCAAGACUUUGACCGGGAGUUCCGCUGUCUUUACGCCCAGUCUCGGCCCGUGGAGGGCUUCUGUGGAGGUGAAGCUCCCGUGUCUCCCAGGGCACCAUGCCCUCCCCCAGGGGCCCUGGCCUUCGGGCCCAGCAUCCCCAGCACCACAUCCUCGUCGCCCUCCACCACCAGCCUCAGCAGCAUCAAGCGCUCACCUUGCAGGGGCCACUCCUCCUACCUCGCUCUGCCAGUAGGCGGAGGCUGCAGUGACACGGGUAUGGGAUCUUCAUCCCCGGGUCCUGCCCGUUGUGAGGCCGAUGGCCAGCCCUCCCUGCAAUGCCAGCUGUCAGACCCUAACCAUGGCCCCCUGCUAGGGCCCUACAGGGCCAACCUGAGCAAGCUGGGGGCAUCCCCCUGGUCCCAGUCCUCCCCUGCCCUCAACCACAGUAGCACCAGCCCCACGCCCCUGGCAGGGGGGUCACCUCUGCUUGUUCGCCCUCGUCCCCUCCUCCCCUUUCCUCGGGGUGUGCCAGCUCUGUCCCGGCUCCCAGAGAACGGGGUGGCAGGAAGUCAGGAGCCUAGCCCCCCACGAGGCCGCUGGGUACCUGGCACAGCUCUGGAGGCAGUGGAGGAGAAUAAGGCGUCUCUGAGUCAGAGCCAUGGCCAGCUGGAUCUCCUUGUCCCCUUCCUCAGAGCACGAGAAGCAGGAGGCCCUGAUUCUGGGGUGACCCCCAACUCAGGCUCCCUUUGGCCUGGUGAGCGGGCCCCAGAGGAUAGGAGGUUGGCCCCAAAUCAGAGAUACAACCAGCUGGAUCUCCUGCCCCAGGCCCAGGGUGCCAGGGGUGCCCCUGAGUCAGGUUCCCCCAGGCCUGGCAAUCAGACCCCAGAGGACAAGAAGCUGUCCCCAGACCACAGCCAUGGCCAAUUGGACCUCCUGGCACAGUCGCCCAAGGCUGGGGGCUCCAGAGUGCUCCCUGAAGCCAGCUCCUCGGCCAGGGCUGACAAGCAGGGUCCAGAUGAACGACGGCAGACCCUGGGCCACAGCCAGCUGGACCUCAUCACAAAGUUUGGCCCCUUCCGGGGUGAGGGGCCUGGGCCCAGUGGUCUCCCCAGACCGAGCUCUGCUCAAAAGGCUGGAGUGGAUGCUGGGGAUGAGAAGCGGCUGACCCUGGGCCAUAGCAAGCUGGACCUCAUUACCAAGUACCAUCAGCUGCAGGGCACCAGGCUGGGACCUGAGCCUGGCCUCCCUGGGGGCCCCACAGGUGGCCAACACAACGGUAGUAGCAAUGACCUGUCUGGGGAUGAGAAGCGGCUGACUCUGGGCCACAGCAAGCUGGACCUCAUCACCAAGUACCAUCAGCUGCAGGGCACCAGGCCGGGACCUGAGCCUGGCCUCCCCGGGGGCCCCACAGGUGGCCAGCACAGCGGUAGUAGCAAUGGCCUGUCUGGGGAUGAGAAGCGGCGCACCCUGGGCCACAGCAAACUGGACCUCAUUACUAAGUACAACAAGUCCAAGUUCAAGCUGCUCCGAAGCCGCUUUGAGUUGUAGUCCCGCUCCCAGAAAGGACAUGUCCAUUCUCCAUCCGCUGGGACUCUAGAUCUGCUCAGGUCCCAGACUCUGGGGUGGGAGCUCAGGCAGGGGCCAUGUGGGGAAGAGGAGGAGCCUAGAAGCCCAGGUUAGACAUUCCCGGGGCUCGGAUUCUUGCUCACACACGCACAUGCACACGCUUGGGGAAGUGGAACCCAUGGUUACUGGGCACCUGCCAUUCAUCACUGUGCUGAGCCCUUCAUAUCGGUUACUUCUCAUCCUUCGUCCUCACAAUGUCCUACAAGAUAGAGCUCUGGUAGGUACACAGUUCUAGGAUCAUAGGUAUUAUCUUCCCUAUAAUAUAAAUAUGGAAGCUGAGACCCAGCGAGUUUGAUGAUUUGCUUGGAAUCAGGUCCAAAUAAGUGACAGGGGCUCAAACCUGUGGCUCUGACUCUUAAUUUCUUAAGAUUGUGUUUUUGCCCAAACAGGGCACACAGUAUCAACGGUUCCCAGGUCCCCCUGCACACAAAAUCCACAUAUCAUAGAGACGCCCCAAAUGCCUGCGCAACACACACUGCACGCUGACAGGGUUCACACCCACAAACUGCACACCCGCAGAUGCAGUCCAUGUGAUAAACUAAAACACUCAGGAUUCUGGUUGUAGGUACUCGAUAAAUGUCAUUUGGCUAAAUGAAUGGCUAUAGUCGGUGCACACCGUAGACCCCUUAGGAUCCACAGACCACACAUGUACAUAACCACACGUGCACACACACGCACACACACAGAGGCAUGCAUGCACCAACCAGUAGCUUUUUGUACCUAAGCUUUGUACCCAGUCCUGUGCUGGACAUGCCAUAGGGUUGACAGAUGAAUCAGACCCCAUCCCUGGGAGACAAGGAUUCAAUGCAUAAACCAUUGGUGUAUCUAAUUAAAGGCUAACCAGUGGCAGAAGGUGGUAGGAAUGACGGCCAGAGAGUGGCAGUGAUGACGAAGUGAUGGGAAAAGUUUCUCAGAGGAGGCCAACUUUGAGCCAAGCCUUGAUGGGAGGGAAGGACUUGGACAGAUGGAGGUGAGGGUUAGAGGAAUUCCUGGUGGAGGGAACCAGGUGAAGAGAGGCCAGGGAGAGGACUGAGGGAGUGGGUCUGAGAUGACCCAGGGAGGAUGGAGACGAUGUGGAUACUCUCUCUCUCUCUCUCUCUCUCUCUCACACACACACACACACACACACACACACACAUCAUUUUGCUGAGUGUCCCUGGAAGUAUAGGCUCUGUCAGAUGUAGGUCCUUUUCCUGAGCUUGUGCCCUGCCUGGGACUGUAUACGUGAUACAAAUCAAUAAAAGCAGACAUGCUAUGACCCAG
Molecule: messenger RNA, 3888 nt
Organism: Hippopotamus amphibius kiboko
Lineage: Eukaryota; Metazoa; Chordata; Mammalia; Artiodactyla; Hippopotamidae
Gene: SACK1C
Product: family with sequence similarity 83 member C
Exons: 4
Coding region: 193-2547 (784 amino acids)
Biological process (GO): epidermal growth factor receptor signaling pathway
Source: RefSeq, a predicted model, not a curated record